Pocillopora verrucosa is the source of this 10923-nucleotide messenger RNA. NCBI's taxonomy places the organism in Eukaryota, Metazoa, Cnidaria, Anthozoa, Scleractinia, Pocilloporidae. The record is from RefSeq and is a predicted model, not a curated record.
AUGGUGUCUAGAAGAGCUUCCUUUAACAUAACGUCAGACAUCCUCAGAACAGGUCAGACUCUAAAUGUAACCGUAUGGGAUUCUUGUAAUGGUGAUUACGAAAUUUCAUUUGGAGAUGGCGCAAAAACAAAUGUGUCCAGUCCCCAAAAGAUUGCAUCGUACCAAUAUGCCAGCGCUGGAAUCUAUACCAUCCAAGUAACAGGGACUAGCCAUCAGUCAGCACCGUGCCAGUCAUCUACAAAGUCUGUGACCGUCAGGGAUGCAAUAAAAAACAUGACCGCAAAAGUCAGCAGUACCCUCUGCAAAAUUGGACAAAAGCUGAAUAUCAGCGUAGAAGUCAUCCCAGACACCCCGGUCACUGUUUACUGGCGCUGGAACAAAACAGAAAACUGGACAUCGGGGCCCUUAGAGUGUAAAGAACUGGGAUGGCAUGAUAUGCAUGUGAUGGUCGAAAAUGUUGUCAGUGUAGUAUCCAGCGAGUGUUACAACGAGAUAUUAGUUGUUGAUUUUAAUUUUACCUUCAAUCCUGAGAUUGGGGCUCUGAAUAGUACCGUGGAGAUCACGAGAUCGGAUGUGGCACAGAUUUCGGAUGAAACAAACUACACGUUCAUCGUGGAAUUUGAAGACGAAUCCAUUCGAUGCCCCAACAAAACAAUUUCGAAGAUCUUCACAACAGCAAACCCAGAUCCAGGUCAUCUUGUCACACUGUGGAUUUACAACCAGGAGGGUCAUGCAGCGCACCUACAGAAGUACAUCAAAGUGUAUGAACCGGUUGAGCCUCCCAUCAAAGUAUCGUACAAAAAUAUCAGCGGAAAAAACGAACCGAUCGAGUUUGUGAUAGAACCUCACAAAGGGCAUGGUGUCGUAUACAGAUGGAAUUUCGGUGACAAUUCCACCAUCCAAAACAGCACCAACCGAACAAUAACUCACACGUUUUCUUCCACUGGCGAUUAUUGCGUCCUCUUGUCAGCGACAAACUUCUUCUCUGAGGCCCUAAUCAGUUUGAAAAUGAUGGUUGUAACAGCUAUAGAUGGCUUUGGGUUUGUUAAAAAUAUUACUACAGUGCAAACAGGAUAUCCUACAAAUAUUGGCAUCGAAGUAAGAAAUGGAAGUAGUGUAAACGUUUCCAUUAACUAUGGUGACGGUUCUGAACCCAUGUGGAUAGUUAAUAUUGACGACGUACUAGAUAUCUUUGUUAUCUCCCUGUGGCAUAAUUACAGUGCAGCCGGUCUUUACAAUAUCAGUAUCAAAGCAUGGAAUAUACUGAACACCGUCACAGCCAAUAGCAUAGCUGAGGUACAAGAUCCUGUACGGAAUCUUACCAUCGAGCCAAAGUACGAUACCCCAUGUCUUGAAGUAAAUGGGACACUUAGGGUCCAUCUGACCGUAAACGGGUCCAAACCUCGAUUCAUCUACGAUUUUGGCGACAAAAACAACGUGACCUCGGGUGAACUUAUUGGAAAUCACUCGUACAUCACUCACGGGAACUAUAAACUCAAUAUCACAGCUUUUAAUGGCAUCAGUAGUGUAGUCAAGAUUAGCACAGUAACAGUGUGCAAACCGGUAGUUCUCCUCUUCAACCUCAGUGUUACAAGCCCGCCAACAAAUCGUACCGAUGACGUGGAGUUCACGCUUAAUCUAGGAGAAGGUUCCGACUUCGAGUGCGUCUAUAAUUAUGGAGACGGCAGUUUUGACUUCUUCGGGAAGAACUGCUAUAAUAAAACAUACUUUGCAGACGGUGUAACCACCGAUAAAACGCCUUUUAUAAAUCUUGAGUUCAAGUCUAAACACAAUUACUCUGAUGUGGGAUUCUACACAGUUUAUGUUAACUGUUCAAACAGAUUGAGUAAGAUCAACUUCACUUCUUUUGCGGUUGUUCAAAAGCCAAUAGAGGAACUAGUGCUACCAGAGAUUUCUCCUAAGAUCCUUGGGCGUUAUAAUCCUAUCCAUUGGACAAUGGCAAACGGUACCAAUGUUACCUUCGUCUUAGAGGCAGAAGGAACAAAAAUUAGUUAUACCUCGUUCAAAACGGAUACCGGAGACUUUUUUAACACAAGCACGUCUCACAUAGGCACAGCGGGUGUUUAUCUCGUCAAGCUUCGAGCCAAGAAUAAAGUUUCUGAGGCAAGUCGCUCGAUAACCCUCAUAAUUCAAGUUGACGUAACAGAAGUGGAGUUCAAAACUUGGACAACCACCAGCGACUAUGGGUCAAACAUUCCGGGAUUUGGAAGCGAUAACAACAUAUUUCCCUGUGAGUACCCCGUAAAUUUUACCGCUGCGCCAAAUAGAGGAACAAAUCUCACCUACUGGUGGAGGUUCGAUGAUAACAACGAGCAAAACACUAGUGAAGCUUUUAUUACCCACAAGUUCGCUGAGGGUGUGAGCGAGUAUUGGACAAACGUAACCGUGUUCAAUCUUGUCAGCAGCGUGACAAGGAUGUUUUUACUCAAAACCGAGAAGAGUAUCAUGGGCCUCACUAUUGAUGAUAACAGUCCCGUAAAGAUCAACCAAACAACUUCCUUCAAACUUGGUUUUUCCAAAUUCGGAACCAAAACGUGUAUCCGUAUGGACAUGGGUGAUAACAAAGGUUUAUUCAUGUUGGGUUACUGUCAGCCUAAUGCAAAUGUCAUAGAUGAAAACUCCAAUAGCUAUGUUCAAAGCUACAUUUAUUCCUCUAUUGAUGAAUUCUGGGUGAAAAUCAACGCCACCAACACUGUAUCACGCCAAACGCUAGAGUACAAAUCGGUCAUAGUGGCACUUUCAUGCUUCUAUCCUAACGCCUCAAUGUUGGAUGUGAGUGCAAACGCGAGCCUGUUUACGGAGAAGAAACGUUCAGAACCCAUCCAAAUAAGGACCAAGUCAGAGGUUGAUUGUGAAGCUUCAAAAACUACUCUUUUUAAGUGGAAAUGUUUCCAGAUAUCAUCGGAUCCAAAAGUCUACACGCCACUUGCCGAGGGUAUUCCGAUACCUUUAACAGUGGAUGAUCAGGCUGAAUUAAACAUACCUGAAACUGGCCUUGACUUCGGCUUCUACAAACUUGAGUUCACCAUUUCCAUGGAAGGUAUUGAAGGCGUCUCUGGGUCAGCGGAAGGGUAUAUCCAAGUGGUACCAACCAACAAUUCUUUGACGGCUUUCAUCGAUGGAGGACCAUACAAACGGUACAAGUUUGGGAAAAAUAUUACUGUGAGUGCCGAGUCUUCAAAAGAUAUAGAUUUUCCGCGGUUAUCUGAUGCUUCACCGAAAUAUUAUUGGCUUUGUCGAAACUCUUCGGAGUCUGAAUUUAUCACAAGUGGAGAUUUAACCCAAAUUCAAGUUGUUGAGGUACCAGAACUUGAUGGUAGCGGCAGCCAAAACAAAACUGAGAACCGUGGAGGCUGCUUUAAAACUGGAAAAGGUCGCCUCAAUAUCGUGGGUCCUGUCGGGUACAUUGACUCCAGACGGGGAAUGUCAGAAAAUUCUACGUACUUCAUCACACUUGUCGUCAUCGACGAAAACCCCUUUUGGAGUAACAGAGCUGUCUUCAAUCAUAAGAUGGAAAUUGUCUUUGGCGACCCACCAGAAGUGGAAGUGCAAUGCAGUCCUGUCUGUCCGCCGAAAGUAAACAUCGACCAAAAACUUCCCCUGAAGGGUACUUGUAAAGAUUGCUAUGGGAAACUGAAUUUUGAAUGGAAACUGUUUAGACAUUUGAAGCCAAAUACAGAUCCUACAAAGACUGAAGAGAUGGAGCUGGUGGAGAACCUCAAAGAAAAGUCAUCAACGGGUGAUACGUCACUCAAUCUUGCACUAAAUAAAGACAUACUACCGAAAGAUCAAGAAUUUACAGCUGUAUUCAGAGCUUAUCGGCUUAGCGGGCAAUACGGGGAGUACAUCCAUACUUUUGUAACGAAUUCUCCACCAGAAAAUGGAACCUGUGAAAUAUACCCCAAGAUAGGAUAUGCUCUGAACACGUCCUUUAGGAUAAACUGCUCCGAUUGGAUGGAUCCUGAUCAACCGCUGACCUACGAGUUUGCUUACGUCAACUACUACCAGGACAACGUGUUUUUCAUGUCGCAUGAACCCACUUCGUCGUCAGUACUUCUUCCCAUGGGACACGAAUCUAAUAAUUUCACCCUGGAAAUGAGGCUUAAGAUAAUUGACAGAUUGGGUGCUGCCACCGUUAGGCCAAUUACAAUUCAGGUAAAACCUACGGACCUGAGCAGUGACAGACUUGGUGAGCUGAUUGGUGGCAAGGAUGGUUUGUUGAAAGAAGCCAAGAAAAGAGGGAACUUGCAGGAAAUGGUAGAAAUUGUUAACGCUGUUGGCUCGAUUUUGAACUACCAAGGAAGGAAAGCCGACGACGGGGCAAACAUGACUUCAGAAGAUCAGAAAGGCGUUGAUGCUCGAAAAGAACUUCGACGUGAAAUUUUGAAAGAUUUGUCCGAGUUUAAAAUGUCUACAGUGGGUCACGUCAAACUGUUGGCAUCAGCCAUUGAUGUGUCGACUGAGGUUAAAGACGAAGUAGAUACAAAAUCUCAGGAGCUGGCUUUGGUCACAUUUCGGAUAAUGGCCUUAGUAUUAACUAAAGAAUCGCAAAAUAACGCGGGAUUCAAGGCUGUUAAGGAAACCGUUACCUCAUUUCUAGGCGGACUAGCAAACGUACUUAUUUCUUCGGCCUCCUUGGCGAAGGUUGAAAACGCGGACUCAAGGGAUAACAUAACAGGUUUUACUGGUAAAAAUUCAACUGGAGGAACAGUUUCUGUCAAGAAACAGGCACGAAAACGAACGUCAAAACUCUAUUCGUUAGUUGACGACUUGGGACAUACUGUUAUGGAAAACAUGGUGGCUGGAGAGCCUUCCUUGGUGAUGAAAACCCGCAACUUCAACCUAACUGUAAAGAAAGACUUGUUUCAAGACUUGGGUAACACCAGUGUCACAGACAAAUACGCUAAAUUCAACUUGCCAUCUCUGGAGGACAUGGGGCUAGGUCUUGAUAAGAAUGGAUCACGGCAGUACACAUCUGUGGAAUUACAGAUGACCUCCAUCCCAGACAACUUAUACACUUGGUCGAACACCAGCAAACAAGUCAAUUCCUAUCAGGUCAGCCUCAACAUUAAGGACGAAAGUCGGAAGCCUCUCGACACCUCUAACUUCUCUAGAGACGCUGAACUUUUCAUACCUCGCAACGCAAGCAACCUCGCUAAAUAUGAAGAUUUCUAUGUGAAACCAUUUGGAGACAGAAAAUUCAUUCAGUAUCAUCAAGUUGACGUUAAUUCUGUAAACUACUCUGUUCACAUCCAACUGAGGCCCGUAAACGAGUCUCUUGAAAAACUUACAGUUCUUUUACGGUAUAACGAAAGACCAACCCUGGAAAACUUUGAAUACAACUGGACAAUACCGGAUCUCAGCAGUUGUUCCUAUCAAAAUGUCUCCAGGCUUAUCAAUUCGUCGUUACCAGGUUCCGCAAGCAACAUCACGAACUCGUCCGGGCGCAAUUCAUCUGGCAUUGAACAGAUCACUGUAAUUGACGUAGAAAGAGAUUGCAAAAGAGAUCCGUAUACUGUCUCUAUCAGCAAUGAAGUGGUGACUAAAAGUGGCAAGUAUUACCUUGCCAUAGUUUACGAGGAACCUGAGCCAGAGGCAGAGAAAGCAACAAGCUCUCCAAAUGUUGAGCGCAGACGAAGAGAUAUCGAUGUUGAACAUAUUCCAAUCGCCUGCAGGGGAUCUCAUGGGAGAACGAAGAGGUCAUGUGUUAUUAUACCACCACCCCCACCAAAACCAACCACUCCUUCCACACAGCUGUCCGGAACCAGACCUGCAAAUGUCGACUACCAAGGGAACCUCUUUAACCCCAAUGACACAGAGCAUUACUUGAUGAGAGUGUUUUCAUCCAAUUGUUUAUUCUGGGAUGAAAAAAGUGAAAACUGGAUUAACAAGGGAUGCAAGGUCGGAGAAGAAACCACACCUGAACUUGUUCACUGCAAGUGUAGUCAUCUCACAUCAUUCGCCAGUGAUUUUCUUGUGGCGCCAAAUCCAAUCGAUUUUGAUAAGGUUUUUUCUGCUGACCUUAGCAAGAACUUUGCAGUUUUGUUAAUGGUUUGCCUCCUGUUUGGAUUGUACUUUGUCCUUAUCAUCAUUGCUCGAAGAUUUGAUAGGAGAGACCUUGAUAAGCUUGGGGCCACAGCGGUGAGGAACAGAAACGAUGCUUCGUUUCCAUAUUUGAUAAGCGUUCACACUGGAGUGAGGCAAAACGCAGGGACCACUAGCAGCGUUUAUAUAGUACUCUCAGGUGAUGAGUGGGAAAGCACCCCGAUGGCCCUGGUAGACUUAGACCGAAAAGUGUUCCAGAGAGGCCAGGAAAACAAUUUCAUGAUUACUCUUCCGAGAAGGCUUGGAAACCUUUCCCAUAUCAGGAUAUGGCAUGAUAACUACGGGACCAAUCCGUCUUGGUACCUCAGUCGCGUGUCUGUGGAAGAUCUCCGGACGGAGGAACGCUGGUAUUUCAUCUGUGAACGUUGGUUGGCUGUUGAAGAGGAUGACGGGAAAGUAGAGCGAGUACUUCCGGUUGCAAGCGAACAAGAGCUGACUCAUUUUCAACAUCUUUUUGUGAGUAAGACCGUAAGGGAACUAGGCGAUGGUCAUCUGUGGUUCUCAGUCGUGACACGCCCCGCAACGAGCCCGUUCACACGAGUUCAGCGAGUAUCAUGUUGUCUUUCGCUGCUCUGCUGUACGAUGGUCACAAACGCUAUGUUUUAUCAGAUGGGAGGAGAGGGUGAAAAGGCGACCAUGAUUCAAAUAGGAUCGUUCGAGUUUGACCUCCGAGGCUUUAUCAUCGGAAUACAAGCGAGCUUCAUUGUGUUCCCUGUCAACUUUGCAUUGGUUCAAAUCUUCAGAAACGUGCGACCGAAACAAGUUAAACUAGAGAAAAACAUAGAGACUGUGGAAAAGCAAGAAACAGAUUUUGCUGACAUUAGCAGAUGUUCCUCCAUAGAGACGCUACAGAACGCGUCUAGUCAAGAGAAAAUAAUUGAUAAAGAGGAUGGCGGCAAAAAGGACAAGGACAAAAAGAAAAAGACCAAAAAGGGUCUUCCACAUUGGCUGGUCUAUGUAGCUUGGGUUCUAUGCUUCUUGUCGUCUGUCACCUCAGCACUUUUCACGGUCUUUUACAGUUUGUCCUGGGGACCAGAAAUCGCAAACAAAUGGCUGUUAGCCUUUGUGACGUCAUUCUUCCAGUCAAUACUAAUAAUACAGCCCUUGAAAGUGGUGUUAGUUGCCCUACUUUUUGCGAUGAUUAUCAGGAAGCCGAUAGAUUCAGGUGACGAGGGACACGACAAAAAAGAAGUCAAAGCAAGUCCCGACGGUAAGGAGACUGGGGACGACGUUCUACUUGACUACGAUGAGGAUGACGAGAGAUACAGGCCCCCGGACGAGGAUUUCUUAAAAGCUGCCCGAGCACAACGACUGAAGGAAGUGCGCAUGUCUGAAAUCAUAAAAGAAAUCGUCACCUACUUUUUGUUCGUCAUGCUACUCGUGCUGGUUGCCUAUGGCAACAAGGACCCCAAUACGUACCUCCUGAGGAAGACCCUCCAUGAAACUUUCGUGGACCUGGACCAAACCGGUGUGGACUUGGCUGACGCGAGUGAUCUAGAGCUAUUUUGGCAUUGGAAUCGUGAGACGCUGAUACCAAAUUUGUACCCAGGGCUGUUGUACAACAACAAAUCGGACAAGUACACUGGGUUCAUCUAUGACAGAAAUAACUACUUGGUUGGAAUCUCCAGGUUAAGACAGGCACGCGUAGAAAAAGAUUCUUGCGAGGUUGACGAACACUUCACGUCCUUUUUUGACAAAUGCUUCGCAGAAUACUCAAUAAUAAAUGAAGAUACAGAAGAUUACGACAUUGGUUGGAAGUUUCUAAACAAAAGUGCCGGCGAUGUGAAAUCUCGCCGCAAAAGAAGCAUUCAAGAACAAUUUGCCUUCCGCAAAGGGGAUAAAAUUCUCAAGGGCUUCGGAGAGCAACCCAAAGUUCGGCGCCGCCGUACAAUCGAACCCGUUUAUACGUCUACUUCAGGUCGUCAGCAGAGAAAACGGAAGCGUCCCGGUAGCACAGCUAAAAAUUACUACGUUUUGAACUCUGCUAUUCUACCCGACGGAUCAAUUGUUUCGUGUCCCUCCCGCUGGUUGCACAAAAGCGCGUUAGAACUCAGAGGGUAUCCCUUCUGGGGACGACUAACCCUGUACGGUGGAGGUGGAUAUCCCGCGGAAUUGGGAUACGAUUACCCUACGGCACUCACAGUAAUUGCUGAUCUUCACUCACAUAACUGGGUGGACCCACAGACGCGUUCAGUGUUCGUGGAAUUUACGGUGUACAACGCUAACAUCAACUUAUUUGGCAUAGCCUUCAUGUUCGUCGAGUUCCUGCCGACAGGUGGAGGAUUCCCUUACGCGCACUUUGCCGUGGCGAGGUUGUACAGUUAUGUCGGACCAUUCGCCAACUUCAUUCUUGCAUGUCAAAUCUUCCUGAUUCUGUUCAUGCUUUAUUUCAUGUACCGCGAAGGGAAGAAGAUGUACAAGCAACGCAAGGCGUACUUCCGCGGAUUUUUCAACUGGAUGGAGGUGACACUGAUCAUUUGCGAGUUUGCCAUGGUAAUUCUGUACUUUGCACGCCUCUGGGAGGUGGACAAGAAUCUGAUGAAGCUGCACCACAACCCCAAGGAUUUUGUUAGUUUCCAAUAUGCCGGGGCUGCGGACGAGUCGCUUUCUGUAAUUAUGGGUAUUCUUGUGUUCCUUGUGACCCUCCGAUUCCUGAAACUUUUCAGAUUCAACAAGCGAAUGUCACUGCUAGGAUCAACCCUCGGAGAAAUUGCGAAGCCUCUUGGAAUGUUCUGCAUCAGUUUCAUGAUCGUAUUCAUUGCCUUCGCACUCAUGGCUUGGCUGUUGUUUGGUCUUCAAAUCGACAAAUUUAGAAACUUCUUCAGCGUUCUUGAAACUCAAAUGAGCAUCGUUCUGGGUGAUUUCGACUACGAUGAGAUGCGGAGUGUAAACCCUCUGCUCGGACCCAUCUACUUCUUCACUUUCAUGUACUUCUGCGUCUUCUACCUGCUGAACAUGUUCAUGGCGAUCAUAAACGACACCUUUUCGGAGGUCAAGUCCUCCAAUGAUGGGCAAGACAACGAGUACGAAAUGGUGGAAUUCAUCCUAUCCAAAUUUAAAGAGAAUCUGGGUCUGAAUCGAAAUAAAAUCGGAGCUGGCAAGAGCCCGUUCGUGAAUCCGUCUUCGGGUUUUCCGUCAUCUCCCCCGUUCUCGCCUUCGGAUUACAAGCACAGGGAAGACGACUCGGUCUCGGAGAACACCGAGCAAAGCCAAAUGGAAUACGACGACGAAGAGUAUCCGACUGGACCCGAACUACACCCGACUGAACUCGUAACUCAAAACGUCUUUCGUACCCUGUCGGCGUUGAACAAGCGCCUUGACGAGUUGACGACGUUCGUCGAGGAAAGCGAAAAACAUGACGCUAGAAGCGACGAAAUGCUGCUCGACAUGAUCGAUAAAAUGAAAAGCGAAACAGAAGAUGAUGAGGUGUACGAACAGUUCCUAAAUAUGGAACAAACACAAUUGUAGACACUUCGGUGUUGUUAACAUGCAAUUUUGCGUAGUUACAGUUGUGAUUAUGUUAAAACCGAGCUCUUUUAAAUGGUCUCAAUAGACGCUUGGUUACAACGGAUGCUUGACUUAUUUUAAUUUAAGAGGCGAUAGAUCAGUUUUUCACUUUAUGCAGUAAGGUUAAACCAUUGAUUUUACCCCACGUCGAAAUGCACUUAUUUGGCAAAGUAAGUUGUAAAUAACGAUAAUUUUAGUAAAUUUUUGAUAGUGACUUACAUCUUGCUAAGAUGCAAAACUUAAUGGCAAGGACCCAAAGUAGUCCAUGAUUUUUAUUUUUUGAACAGCUGUCGAUAAUUGGUAGUUAGGACGAAAAUAGUGCAAUCGUGAGAUGGCUGUAAAUCACUAGGCAACACUAAAAAUCACAAAUUGUGAGUCACAAACAGCCACGGGAAAAAAAAAAGAUUUCAAAGCCAGCAGAGGCAAAGACGCACUCGGUGGAGUCACGGCGACAGUUAACUCAAACGACAUUUGAUCUUUGCGCACGUCACUUCUGAAUAAAACAUUUAGCAAAAAUUGACGCUUGAUAUUUGAGCGUCACAAAAAUGUCUUUUAAAAUGUACAUAGUGUGCACAUUAUUCUUUAAUCAGCGUAUUUUCCUAAAAGCCUACUGGCAAAGUCUCGAUGACAACUUCUAAAGUUUACAAGGGACCUGUAAGAAGCUCGCAUAAAAAGGCACAAUAUAUCAACAGAUGGAAAGCACGGGGAAAGUUGUGUUCUCGCAACUAUACCUGACUGGCUAAGAAAUUGUGUUUUUAAAGAUUUGAAAUGAUUUCUCCAGUACCUUGAAGUAGUAGAAUAGGGCACAGUAAAUAAACUAACAAUGCAAAUAGUUUGCUGUCUUUACUAUCAACACAUUGUAAGUUGGGGCAAUUUUUCCUCACAUGUGUAAAAAUGAUCUCAACUCUGUCACACUAUAGAACACUACGCGCAAGUUUCCUUUCGUUCUUUAUAGUAAAAAUCACAUUUCAGCGAAAUGAGAAGCUCGGCAGUUUCCACAGAAAGUUGCUUUUAAAACCUGUAAUAGUACUAUGGUUACAUAAACUAACCUAAUCUGAUUGAUAAAAAUUAAUUGACCUUUUCAUUAAUCAAACUGGUCAUCAUUUAGAUAAGCAGUUGAUGUUGACUACCACGACGUUUUUGUCCCAAUCGAAAGGGAAUCGUUUUGUAUUGAUAAACAUUUGUAAAAUAACAAUGUUAUUGUAGAAUUGAGUCUGACUCACACUAAUUAAUUAAACUAAGAAUCUUUGCUCAACAAUUGAUGUUGAAUUUUAAAACGUUUUUGCCACA